CGACCAAUCGGAAUGUUACAGAGUAUCCUUCAAUCCGUGGUCAGUCGAUUGACGGAAGCGCCUCUAUGAAAGAUGAUUAAAAUGUAUCUAAAAGUUUUGUAUUCGUUGUUGUUGAUGUUGAGUUUCUAUGGAAUCCCUUCAACCGGACAGAAGAAAAAGGAGACCCUGCUCUCUGAGAAGGUGGGUCAGCUUAUGGACUGGACAGGGAAGAGAGCUGUGAUCCGUAUGAACGGGGAGAAGUUUCGUCGCUUUGUGAAGGCUCCUCCCAGGAACUACUCUGUGGUCAUCAUGUUCACCGCCCUGCAGCCACAGAGACAGUGUGGCGUCUGCAAACAGGCUGACGAGGAGUACCAGAUCCUAGCUAAUUCCUGGCGUUACUCCAGUGCCUUCACCAACAAGGUCUUCUUCGCUACUGUCGACUUUGAUGAAGGAUCUGACGUCUUUCAGAUGUUGAAUAUGAACUCGGCUCCCUCCUUCAUCCAUUUUCCUGCUAAAGGGAAGCCUAAGAAGUCUGACUCCUAUGAGCUGCAGGUCAGAGGCUUCGCUGCAGAACAACUGGCCCGCUGGGUCGGGGACCGCACUGACGUACAGAUCCGUGUGAUCCGUCCUCCUAACUAUGCGGGGCCGUUGAUGCUGGGAUUCCUGCUGGCAGUCAUAGGAGGACUGGCUUACCUCCGCAGAAACAACCUGGAAUUCCUCUACAACAAGAACGUCUGGGCCUUCUCUGCUCUGUGUUUCUGCCUGAUCAUGACUUCAGGUCAGAUGUGGAACCACAUUAGAGGACCUCCCUAUGCCCACAAGAACCCCACCACUGGACAAGUGAGUUACAUCCACGGCAGCAGUCAGGCCCAGUUUGUAGCAGAAACUCACAUCGUGCUGCUCUUCAACUCUGCUGUUACAAUGGGGAUGGUGCUGUUGCACGAGGCUGCCACGUCAGAUAUGGACAUUGGCAAGAGGAAAAUCAUGUGUGUAGCAGGGAUCGGUCUGGUGAUGCUCUUCUUCAGUUGGCUGCUGUCCAUCUUUAGAGCUAAAUACCAUGGAUACCCUUACAGUUUCCUGUUGAGUUAGAGAGCUGGGAGGAAGAAGCCUGGAAGCUCCAUAGUGCCUCGGACGCCUCACACACCAGAACACUGUUCAUCUGGGGUUAUCUCCUCUUCUGUUGCUGGAAACUACCAGGAAGACAUUGUUUACAUUGACAUUCACAAAGUUCACAAUGUCUUUUUAUUAAUAAAUACUGUACAUGAAUAUAAACAUAAUCCAUUAAAUGUAGAUAUGAAGGUAACCAUUGACAGCAGCAGCAGACGGGUCAUAACAGUUAGUCAGUGUUCAACAUGGUGGUGAGAUGGAAGGAGGGGAGAGGCAUGAGGAUGUUCUAUCUACAUAAAGGGGAGGGGCAUAAGGAUGUUCUAUCUACAUAGAGGAGGGGAGGGGCAUAAGGAUGUUCUAUCUACAUAGAGGAGGAGAGGGGCAUAAGGAUGUUCUAUCUACAUAGAGUAGGGGACGGGGGUUAAGGAUGUUCUAUCUACAUAGAGGGGAGGAGGAUAAGGAUGUUCUAUCUACAUAGAGAACAUCCUUAUGCCCCCACUAUCUACAUAGAGGGGAGGGGGUAUAAGGAUGUUAUAUCUACAUAGAACAUCCUUAUCCCCCUCCCCUCUAUGUAGAUAUAACAUCCUUAUACCCCCUCCCAUCUAUGUAGAUAGUAGGGGCAUAAGGAUGUUCUCUAUGUAGAUAGAACAUCCUUAUCCCCCUCCCCUCUAUCUACAUAGAGAACAUCCUUAUGCCCCUACUAUCUACAUAGAGGGGAGGGGGUAUAAGGAUGUUCUAUGUAGAUUGAACAUCCUUAUUCUCCUCCCCUCUAUGUAGAUAGAACAUCCUUAUCCCCCUCCCCAGGGGAGGAGGAUAAGGAUGUUCUAUCUACAUAGAGGGGAUGGGGGAUAAUGGUGUAAUAUC
Molecule: messenger RNA, 1950 nt
Organism: Oncorhynchus tshawytscha (Chinook salmon)
Lineage: Eukaryota; Metazoa; Chordata; Actinopteri; Salmoniformes; Salmonidae
Product: magnesium transporter protein 1
Exons: 10
Coding region: 73-1068 (331 amino acids)
Cellular component (GO): oligosaccharyltransferase complex
Source: RefSeq, a predicted model, not a curated record